CAAUAGUGCUGAAUAGGAAAAUCUUUCCCUUCUGCUAUAAAUUUACAGAGUUUCAAGCAAUCUAAUUUAAGGAAAUUCCAUCUUCCAGUACUGUUAAUGUUAAGAAAAAAAAAGCAUACAUAACAAGUCCCAUUUUAACUAGAUAUGAGGACAUCGGAAUAAUGUUAGUGAAGGACAAAAUGCAGCUGUGGGAAGUUGUUCUGUGUGCAUGGUACAACUUACCUACUUGUAAAAUGACCAUAGCACUCAUGGAGAACCCCUCGUCCCCCUUUCUGUUUUGCAGACUUCCUAAAUUGCAUGUAUUAUGUUCAGUCUUUCCUUCAUUCUUCUUUUCUAUUCUUGAGUGGCUGUGGAGAUGAACUCUGUUAUAAGCUGCAGUGCCUGAGGAACACAGAGUCCUGGAGUAGCCCCUCCCUAUCCUUGUUAGAGCCAAGGACCAGCUGUGUAGCUGGUAGGUUUCCCUCUCCAGGCUCAGCUCAUGUUUGCCGCUGCGCCUGCUUCCAUUCUGGUACCUUGUCCUGAGCACUUAAGGAGGCUUGGUGCAAACACACAUACACUGAAGGAACUUGUCUGCUGCUUGGAAGUUUUAUUUGCCAUAGUCCCUGGAGGGUUCAUAUACUCCCCCACCCCUUCUCCCCUCUAUUAGUUCAAUCCCAAAGAGCUGUAUUAUUUUCCUCACUGGACGGGCGACUAUGCUCCUGCUGUAUCUCCUCACUGUGCAAGUUUUGCUGUUUGCUGGAGCUGUUGAGCUCUCUGCUGGGUCUUGUGCCUUUGAAGACAGCACUUGUGGCUAUGAAUCAGACUAUACAUUUUUGCCAUGGAUUUUAAAUGAAGAAGGCCAUUACAUUUCUGUGGAUACUUCCUGGGGAACUCAGGGUGAAAAAGCAGUACUUGCCAGUCCUGAACUACAUUCUGAAGAGUGGAGCUGCAUCAGGCUUAUAUAUCAGAUUGCAACAGCUUCAGAGACUUCAUUUGAUCCUACCAGGCUAAACCUGUAUCUGAGGUUACAAGGAGAGAGCUUUGAUCAUUUACUGUGGUCAGCCAAGGAGCCUUCAGAUAGCUGGCUCAUAGCCAGUCUUGAUUUAAGAAACAUGACAAAAAAGUACAAAAUUGUACUGGAAGGUGUACUGGGACAAGAUAAUUCUGCCAGUAUAGCAGUUUUUGAAAUUAAAAUAACUAGUGGAUAUUGUAUUGAAUGUGACUUUGAAGAAAAUCAUCUUUGUGGCUUCAUGAACCAAUGGAACCCCAAUGUAAACUGGUUUGUUGGUGGAGGCAAUAUUCGAAAUUCGCAAUCCAUCUUUCCCAGAGACCACACAUUUAACAGCGAAUUGGGUCACUACAUGUAUGUAGACUCUAUUUAUGUCAAGCAUUUCCAAGAAGUGGCCCAGCUGGUUUCACCUAAGACAACAACCCCCAUGUCCGGCUGCUUAUCCUUUUAUUACCAACUUCAGCAGGAGAGCAGCAUUGUUUUUACUCUCUAUAUGAGAGAUAUAAAUGGCUUUUAUGAAGAGAUCUGGAAAAUAGACAGUACAAUGAAUACAGACUGGAGUUUAGCAGAGGUUGAUUUUGAUGCACCAUACCCAAUGGAGGUUAUUUUUGAAGUUGCUUUCAAUAGUGCCAAGGGAGGCUACGUUGCUCUUGAUGACAUUUCUUUCUCUCCAGAUUAUUGCAGCAAUCAGACAGGAUUUUCUUUCAAUCCUGCUGAGGCAAGCUGCAAUUUUGAGGAAGAUCUGUGUCAUUUUUAUCAGGAUCACAAGGAUGGCCCUGGCUGGAGCAGAGUGAAAGUAAAGCCUAAUGCGUAUAGGACAGGAGAUCACACUACUGGAUUAGGUUAUUACUUGCUGGCGAAUACAAAGUUUACCUCACAGCCUGGAUACAUUGGACGUCUGUAUGGCCCCUCACUGCCAGGAAACUUGCAGUAUUGUCUGCGGUUUUAUUAUGCCGUAUACGGAUUUUUCAAAAUGAGCGACACUCUGGCUGUUUAUAUCUUUGAGGAGAAUCAUGUGGUUCAAGAGAAAAUCUGGUCUGUCUUGGAAUCCCCAAAGGGACUCUGGACUCAAGCUGAAAUCACCUUCAAAAAGCCUAUGCCUUGCAAGGUGGUGUUUUUGAGCUGGUGCAAAAGCUUUUGGGACUGUGGGCUGGUGGCACUCGAUGACAUAUCAGUGAGCCUGGGAAGCUGCCAAACCACUGAGAUGUGGUCAUCUUUUCCUGGAGAAUGUACUUUUGAAAAGGAUGAAUGUGCAUUUACCCAGGAGAGAAGAAACCGAAGCAGUUGGCAUAGGAGGAGGGGUCAAACUCCCACUUCUUACACUGGACCAAAAGGAGACCACACUACUGGGGUAGGAUACUACAUGUACAUAGAGGCAUCCAAUAUGAUCUAUGGACAGAAAGCACGUCUGACUUCAAGAUCACUAAGAGGGAUCUCUGGAAAGCAGUGCUUGACAUUUUUCUAUCACAUGCAUGGAGCUGGGACUGGAUUGUUAAAUGUUUAUGUUAAAAAGGAAGGUGAUAGUGAAGAAACCCUCUUAUGGAGAAGGAGAGGUGAACAGAGCAUCACAUGGCUAAGGGGACUGAUAGAAUAUGAAUGUGAUAAAUACCAUCAGAUUAUUAUUGAAGCAGUUCGUGGAGUGUCAAUAAGAAGUGACAUUGCCAUAGAUGAUAUUCUGUUCCAGGCUGGACCCUGUAACGAAAUCGGAGAAAUUACUCAGCAUUCAUCUGGGGAUUCUGAUGACUUAAAUGAAAUUGAGUAUUAAGUAAGUUCUGCUGAAAUGAAUGAAGCACCAUGUAAGUUAUAUGUGAGAAACUACACAAUCCUCCCCCCCCCCCAUUUUGUGUAAAAUAAUAAAUACUGGACUAUUUUGAAUAUGUCACCGAUAUAUAGGAAGAACUCAGCACACUCCUGUCCUUGGCCUUUGUAACAAAGUUACUGACUCAGGGCUUCUUAGACUGUUCUUAUUGGAUUUUUUUCUCUUUUGCAUGUGAUAUUAGUUAUUAUAUAAAGCUUCCCAUGUUGUACAGAUCAAGCAAUAAAAUACUAAUGCUUUUUGGUAAAUCUUUUUUGUUGCAUAGGUAAAGAGAAGAAGGUAAAAAGGGCACAAUUAAAAUCAGAUAUUGUGUUAUCUUAAAUCUGCAUUCAAUGAAUGUUUUGUGUUGGGUAGAAAGUGGGUUUUGUUUUUAUUUCAAGACGUAUAAAUAUUUCGAAAUAAGUAAGUAAUAUUGGAUAUUAAUAAUAUCCUACACAUUGAAAGCAAUUAUUCAUGAUGACAAAUCUCUUUGGGAAAAUGUAGUCUCUUACUGGUAAUACUUUAAAUGUUCCUUAUGAAUGGAUUUUUCGCUAUUCUUUGCCAGACUAAUUACUAUAAUGAAUCUAUUUGCCAUCAAUGUGCAUAACAAAAGAACUUCCAUCAAUGUUCCAGUGUGAUUCAGUGUAAGUUACUAUUAUAUUAAAAUACACUGCUAUUGGUUUGUAUGCAAUAGAGGAGGCACUCUUUGUUUGGACUGCAGGCCUCAUUUUUCAAAUGUCAGUUUCUACACUCACACCUUUUAUAUACUUUAGCCAACCACAAAUAUUUUGCAUUUAUGUUAAAAAGAAACUUAACUCACAUUAUCUGUUAACUCUUAAGACAUUAUAUGUGUGUUUUGUAUUACA
Chelonoidis abingdonii (Abingdon island giant tortoise) is the source of this 3649-nucleotide messenger RNA. It is a transcript of the gene MAMDC2, whose product is annotated as MAM domain containing 2. The record is from RefSeq and is a predicted model, not a curated record. Gene Ontology annotation, cellular component: membrane. NCBI's taxonomy places the organism in Eukaryota, Metazoa, Chordata, Testudines, Testudinidae.